This is a messenger RNA of Meleagris gallopavo (turkey), 4498 nucleotides long. Its product is annotated as exocyst complex component 3-like protein. NCBI's taxonomy places the organism in Eukaryota, Metazoa, Chordata, Aves, Galliformes, Phasianidae. Gene Ontology annotation, cellular component: exocyst. Gene Ontology annotation, molecular function: SNARE binding. The record is from RefSeq and is a predicted model, not a curated record. Gene Ontology annotation, biological process: exocyst localization; exocytosis.
AAAGUUAUAUAUGUGUGUAUAUUAAUGUAAAUAAUUGUGCAUGCAGUUGCUGGAAAAUUGUUAAAUCCAUAAGUUUCAGAUCUCUCUCAUCUCCUCCAAAUAGUGUUGCUAAAACAAGAGUACCAUCACAUCUCCUCUAUGGGUUUGCAUCCCUCUUGGCUAACACUGGACUUUCUGAGAGGCGGGGAAGAUCCUGGCUCCAGUGUGAGGAGGGAUCUCCUCACUACAGAACAACUCAGGCACAGCUGGAGCCUGCGGUGUGUGUGAAAUGUGAUGCGUGCCUCCCAGAAACUAUUAGUAAUAAACUCUAUGAAACUGAUAAGGGUGUCAUUGGAAUCACUGUAGCAUGCAGGGGUAUUUUAAUCAUUCAGAAAAUGGUGAAAAUUCCAUUGGCUUUUCCCCAUCAUUUGUGGUUAAACUGUGUAUGGGGUUUUUGACAUCAUUUUCCCAGAGCAGAGAGAUUACAUAACAGGGCUGACAGCCUGUAAACAUUUCCUCAGCACAGGCAGGAAACAGGCUACAUUUCUUAGAAAUCAAGUGGAGGUUGUAACCGCCCAGAAAAAAUUAGUAGAUAAAUGACUUCCCUGGGAAAUCAACACUAAACUUGUACCUGAAGCAUCACCGUGCACAGAAGAAUUUUAACGUCUUUUUCUGAUAGUAUUUUCAGUAUCCAGAUCAUCUGGGUCAUGAAGAAGAUAAAGAGUUCCUGUAGAGCCUUCAUGGGAAGAGGCCACAAGCAGGAGAAAGCGGCUGAGGAGAAUACAAAGAUGCUUCCCAAGGCCAAGGAGAGAGAAAAGCAGGAAAAAAGAGGGCAGAAAAACUGAAAAGCUCAGUCAACAACUUGGUAAAGACUGUUCCUGGCAGGAAAAAGGCAGCUGCAAAGAAGGAUAAAAGCAAAAAUGAGGUGGGAAAUUUGCUGGAGAUGAAAACAAAUAGGAAAGAAGAGAAGGGAGAUAUGCCUGCAGAGGAAAUCAUCUGUGGAUUAAUCGAGAAAGGAAAGUUUUUUGAAGCUUGCCUUUAUAUUUCUCAUCCGGAGCAGCGUGGAAGUGAUGGUGUGGGAAAUUCUGAGUCGCUUUACAUUCUCCUGGCUGAACGAAUGUGGUCUGCUGUGAGAAAAGCACUCGAUGGGAGUGAUGGGAUGCUCCUGCAGUCAUUGAAGUCAGUGGGUGAAUUACUGAACUGGCAGAAGCAGGAGAAAGAGCAGUGGCUUAGCAGUGAGCAGGGGAUGGAGCCUGCUUCCACCUGGCAUCCAAACUUCUGGGGGAAAGAUCUGGAGAAAGAACUAACACAGUACUGGACAGCCAAGAUUCCCCACUUUAUUCUCACUGGUGACACAGAUGAUACUGCACUAAAACAGCAUCUGAGUCUGCUGGAAACAUCAUUCCUCCCCAGCCUGGAGCACAAAAGUGGUGCCUUCAAGGAGGCAGGACUGCUCAUCCCUUACACCCGGGGCUGCCGUGCCUCUUUGUUCUCUCACCUUUCUGCCCUUUCUGAGAGUGAGCACUGUACCUUCAGCCAAGGGCUCUUAGUUUAUGAAUGGUGCCUAAAAGCAUAUAAAAGGGGCAGCGGGACGUGGCUGGGACCCACGCAGAGCUCCCAGCACCCUGAUGUACAGAGUCUCACGUGGAUUAUUCUGAAAACAGAAGAAAAGUUACUUGCAAUCACCCGGAAGGAAGUAGGGAAAGCCCUGAACAAAGCCUUUAACACUGGGGAAACCCCUGGCACAGAUGCUGCAAUCAUUCAGAUAUUAACAGAGAAGACAAAAGCAGCCCAGCACAUCAGUGAGAGCCUGAGGGAGAAGGUGGAAGCUGUAUGCCUGGAGGAGUACCUGAGCUUCCUGGGCAGCUAUGAAAACAAAGUAAGAAGCGUUCUCCAGCAUGACAGCUUCCAUGGGAUCUCCAGCAGCUUGCAAAUCAUUGAGAACUUCAGCAUUCUCAGAGCUGUCUGGUAUAAGUUAACGUACCUUUGUAGUGCCAGCACUGAUCAAGAUGCUAAGAUAAAAAGAUUUAUAGACAGGAUGGAAGAUGAGGUUAUGGAGCAUUUUCUGCAGACAGUCACUUCUGAAGUCAAGGGAACACUGAAGGAUCAUUUCAGAAAGAGUGACAGCAAUUUAGGACGCAUCCUUCAAUUCUUAAAGCAAAGCUUUCUGAUGUUUAAGAAGAAAAAAACAGACAAAUAUCGGGUCCUUGUCGAGUCUGUGAACAACAUAAUUACUAAAGAAUAUGUGAAAGCCCUCCGUACCACUUCCAGGAAACUGUCUGUGAAGAAAAGGAGGCAGAUUGUCAGCAAGAUGGAAGAAGAUCAUAGGAUGCUGCAUACCAUUUUUAAAGAGUGCUUAAGUCCCAUGGCUGGUGCUCUCGAGGAUUCCAUCAAAGCAGUUUUAGGACUUAUUCAAGCUCCUGAUGUUGAGGGGAUGAAAAUAGCCCUGCUGCCUGUGCUCAGACAAUUUCCUGGCCUAAGGGAAGAACAUCUGAACAUAUUGUUGGACAUCAAAGGGUCGCUCCACCGAGAAGACAGAGUUGCUUUAUUGGAGAUAUUUCGUGAUAACUGUAGGAAAACUGAAACAGAAAGCAACUUGCUUUUUGGAGAUAUAGAAGUAAAACCUGGAAUGUGUGAAUGCUGUUGCUGCUUUUGUUGUUAGGAAAGCUUUUUUCUUGCUUUCAGUCAGACUUACUGUGAGAAACAUGAAGUUCUCUCUCCCACAUGGCAAUAUCUGCAGACACAGAUCCUGGAAAGCUUCAUGGACUUGUGCAGCUGGAUGCAUGAAGAAUCGUGGCAGCUAUGGAAGCCAGAAUUCCUGCACUUCUGCAGGAAAACCAUAUGGCCCAGAUCCUAACGUUCUAUGCAAAGACCAGGCAGAAGUUGACUGGGGUAUGGCUGAAAGACAUUCCUUUAAAAUUGCUCAGAGAAUGCUGCUUAGCUGAGUCCUGGUAGUUAUUCCCAGGAUGUGCUAUCAUGGUGUGGAAGAGGGGAAGGUUCCCCUCUGCCAAAUUUCUGUUAUACACAGUCUCAUGCUUAACAAGGGACUGCUGCACCAUACAGUGUCCUAGCAGAUGAUACAGUAUGAUAAUCUGGCCCAGGGCUCUCUGUAGAGAUUAGCCUGUGGGAGCAUGGGGCAGCUGUGGGUAUGGUGCAGGAUUCAGCCCCUGUAGGCCUGACCUGGUAGAAAUGUGACCUUUCCCUUGUCACACCAAGGUCACAAGCCCCAAGAGUGAGAGCAGAAGAUGGCAUUUGUCUUCAUGUCUCUUGCUAGCAUGGCUCAUGGCCGUCUCCUUGUGGGAUGGGGAGCUCUUCAUGUACAAGUUUCUCAGCUGGUGCUGCAGCAUUUUUGCAUUCAUUUUUGUACCUCAGUUACUGGAAAUUUCCUCUUGCUGUGUGAAGUAGCUCCUUUGGAGAGGGAGUGGAAGGCCUUGAGGGAAGUAGGCAGUGAAAGGAGCUGUUUGUCCCAGCCUCUGGGCAAGGUCUGUGCUGUAGAUAGGCAGUUCUGCUAAGGAAAGCACUAACUUUCUAGUUAUCUAUGGACUGUUCACACCCUCAAGCUGAAUUUGAUUCAGGGCCCUCCUUUAAUUUAGGUCAUUAUAGACUUGCUCCUUUCUGGCCAUGAAAACAAGAAAAAAGCUCUGCUACCUCAGAUCUACUGGUGCUGCUGGCAUCAACAUAGACUCUUCUCUAAUAGGAAAAGGGGCAAUCUGUGCAUAACCUGCAAGCUUGCAAGGCUGGGGCCACGUCCAGCUCCUGGGCUGUGGGAUGGUGCGGGUCUGAAUGGCUUCCAUCACUCUUUGCAGCACCAUGCCAUGCAAACAGCCCCUUUGGAUGUGCCAGCAAUGAAGCCACAUCGUGGGGUGGCUCUGCAGGGUGGUGGAAUCCUGUCACAGUGUGCAGUGCUGUGCUGGGAGUGCUGACAGCCCUGUCAAGCAGGCCGGGUCAUUUGUCCUCCCGUGCUGCCUAAUUGCACAUUUUUUCAAGGGCAGGAAGUGAUUACAGCCCCAACUUUGUGACAAGGGGAUUAGAGGCAGCCUCUGUUUAUUGGAAUUUCAAUCAACGAACCUUCCAGAGAAAAUAAAUAAAAGCCCCUUUGACAUUUUGAUCGCGUCUGGUCUAAAAAUAAUUCCACUGCACUUGAGAGAUUCCUGCCACAGACAUUUUGAUUGCUACAUCCAUCUCUUCCAUUUGACAUUCACAGGCAGACAAGGGUAUGUUCUACUCACGGGCAGAGCCGAGGAGCCUUUGGGGAUGGAUUUGACCUGUGGUGAAAUGGCUGGCAGUCAUCUUCUGCUCUAUAUGCUUGUAUAGGAUAAGCACUGCUUUCAGUAAAGCCUUUUAAUGGCCUGUGCGUGGCAUCAGACUGUGGACAGGGCAAAUAAAGGCUUGGCUUCAGGAGGCAAUCUUGGGUGAGGAGCUUUGUCCACCAAGUUGAGUGCUGGUGGCAUGUGGGAGGCUUUCUUGACCUGGGGUGUUCUCUGGAAAGGGAAUGGGAGGACAGACAGAUGGCAUGGAA